Suillus bovinus is the source of this 1511-nucleotide messenger RNA. RefSeq lists its product as uncharacterized. Lineage: Eukaryota; Fungi; Basidiomycota; Agaricomycetes; Boletales; Suillaceae. The record is from RefSeq and is a predicted model, not a curated record. Bases 115 to 1257 code for a protein of 380 amino acids. The transcript has 9 exons.
CAGUGACUGUGGGUUCCAUGUUGAACCAUACAUAAGAAAUCCAGCGCUCAACCCAUGAAAACUACUGGUCUGCCAUUAGCGGACGGCUGCCCUGCAUAGGCUUCCGCGGGAGUGAUGGUAAACAAUGCACCCCUCAUCCUUUCUAUCGUAGAUCACCUCAGUCCCGAUUUUGCACAACGGUCGUUGUCAAGGGCCCGGGUUUCCUCUGAUCUAUGCCUACCUGCACGUUUGCCUACUACAGGUUUUCUGCAGCGAGAGGCCGAACAGAAUGCACCGAAGGCGGUGUUGAGGCAGUUACGACGCAGUCCCACACCACCCAGUCCAACUACCGAAUACCAUGAUGCGACAGAGGGUACCUCACCUCACGCCUGGAGAAGGGGAAGUGUAUCUUCAGACUCAGACCAAACCUCUCCGGCACAGUCUUUGUUUACGUUUUCCAGAAGUCAAGCCUCAGGGGGUUGGAAAGAGCCUCAACCAUUUGAAGUAUUUCGUGCUAUCGAGCGCAAGGAUAUCAUGUUUUUGAUGGAAGUUCGCGAUCGUGCUUUCCCUCUACUACUUCGCAAAACCGGGGAUGCUACCCCUCUUCUUCACGCUAUGCGUAUCGGACAGUCUCACCGUGACGUUGCUAUCUUGUUGCUCGGAGCGUUCUCCCGUUGGAUCAAUCAUUUAGAAGACAGCGAGAUUGGUCUCCCACGGACAAGAGUGAUCCUCAAGGCUUUGCGAACAAAUCUCAAGCUCGGCAUAGAUUAUGGACUCUAUAAAUCUCAGAGCGAUCUCGUAGCAUCUUUUAUGCAAACACUGGUUAUGAGCGAGGGAGAAAAGUGGAUUCGUGCACAGGUAUCGUCGAUGUCUCUGGCCUUGAGAUCUGGCAAUGCUGGAAAACCUGUUUCCACCGCUGAGGCAGCGGUGCGGAAAUUCGCCACUAAAGAACUAAGUAAGGCAGAUGCAAUCGCUGCCUUGGAGGAUUAUGUGGCAAAUGCUACAACUGACCUUCUACUUCUUGGCGCUUGGGCGAUCGCAUUGGAAGCUAUUGAAGGGGAAGCGAUACCGGUCUAUUAUUUUGCACGAGACGACAGAGUUUUUAGGGCUUUCAUGGACAGAGUAAAUACCCACCAAGCUGCCAUUCGUCGCACACUUAGCCGGCGCCUGAAGUGGCAAUUCCGCGUGCUGCAGAAUGUGCUGGAAGGGAGAAAUACAACUUAUCGGAGAAAAGUGGAAAUUUUGACCGAAGAAUUGGAUGAUGGAGAUGGAGUGUAGUUUCUGCGGAUGGACAUAAACUUGAUUACACUCUACACUCAGGUAUUGUUUCGUUUAGCGUCCGUGUCUACCCUGUUAUGUGCAAUUUACUACUGGUGAACAUUCCGCAGUUUUCUCCAUGCUAUCUGCUCGUACAAGGUGCCCUCGGGAUACAAGACCACAUCCUGGUUGGGGCGUAUCGUCGAGCAAAUAUGAAACAUGAAUCUUCUCGGAAUAUGCGUUGCUCUUGUCCACGACGAACAACAUCGCUGAAU